This is a messenger RNA of Opisthorchis viverrini, 930 nucleotides long. RefSeq lists its product as hypothetical. The annotation marks the transcript as partial. The record is from RefSeq and is a predicted model, not a curated record. The transcript is spliced from 4 exons. NCBI's taxonomy places the organism in Eukaryota, Metazoa, Platyhelminthes, Trematoda, Opisthorchiida, Opisthorchiidae.
UCAACAGAACGCUUUUGUUUCUCGAAGGGACUAAUCACAACUUAUUGGGAUUCUCGGUAUCUGGGCAAACUAAACCUGACGAAUGAUACGCAUUUGAUCGUCUGGUCAUUAUUCCCCCGUCGAUCGACGGACCCGCCAGUCCAACGCAGUUCUUCCAGCGACUGGAUUCAAAUGGAUCUCCAGAGAAAUUCAUUUUCGGGCGAAUCAAAUUCACUACGACUUUACUUGGACGAAAGUCGAAUACUCAAAGAUUGCCUCUUCAACCCCGAUGGUAUUGGUGAACCCGUUCCUCCGAAAACGGAUACCUUCCUCUCUACACUAUCAAAUAUUUCCGUUCAUGAUUUCAACCUCCACUCGGGUGACUCGAUGCUUUCCAUCUGUCGGAUGUUUCAAGACAAAAAAACAACCUUGGUGCGAAGUUUACGGAGAGUGGAACGCCAGACAGGGAUUUCAGUUGGUCAAACGAACGCCCUACCUAACCAUUUGAAGAUGCCCAACACAAAUUACUGUGGUCCCAUUUAUCGAUUGGAUAGAAAACGGUCUCUUGGUAUUGAUUCAUUCAUUCAGCAGCACAUGAAUGCCAGUGACAUGAUCCCCAGAUGGAGGAUGGUGACUGGCAUACUGUCAGUCUUACUGUUUUAUCCGACUCCUGUUCCCGCUCCAGUGCCUGGUGCCGGCAAAAGACUCGCCGAUAAGGAACAUAACAGUUUUAUUGUGAAAAAGCGAGUGCGAGAGCAUGACUUUUGUGGCUGCCUGAAGUUGGUCGGGACAACUGCGUCAAAUGUGGUUGGUAUUCUGUUUUUCUCUAUUUAUCAACCCUAUUGUUUUGACUUCGCCGACUGGACCGUGAUGCAAGCAGUGAAACGCUCCAGUUAUAGCUUCGUCACACCCCCUACUUGUCACGAACCUGAACCAACUGUAAUGAAAUAA